Molecule: messenger RNA, 475 nt
Organism: Frankliniella occidentalis (western flower thrips)
Lineage: Eukaryota; Metazoa; Arthropoda; Insecta; Thysanoptera; Thripidae
Exons: 3
Coding region: 80-391 (103 amino acids)
Source: RefSeq, a predicted model, not a curated record
UCGACCUCUUCCGGCGAGUGUUCCUAUAAAACCAAAGAGUCUUUUCAAUCACAAUUAUACACUUAUUAUCUGUUCCACCAUGAAGACCAUCAUGAGGACUGCCCUGCUGGUCUGCAUGCUCCUCGCAGCGCUCCAGUUCGCUCAGGCGAGCCCGAGGCCGAACCUCUCAGCUGCCCUGACGGAAACUAAGGUUACCAGUUUAUCUGCCACGUGCAUCGCUCAAAUAUUUUUCAAAUUCUUUGAGGAUGUGAAAUAUGUGAUGUACACUUGCGACGACCUGGCGAGGAAGAACCCAUCCCUGCCGUUUAUGAUCACGUUCCCCAUCUGCGCCGUCAUCGCUGGAGGAACAGACUUCAUUCGCAUUGCAAAGGACGUGUCCGAGACAUGCUGAGACACUACGUUACCGACAGCCUGUUGUUGUUCAAGUACACUCUUGUCUUGUUUCUGAAAUUAAAAUGUACUUGACUUGACUAGA